UUCCGAGUUGCCGACGGCUUGCGCGCUCUGCGUAUGACGUCACACUUCCAUAUAAAAGCGUGCGCGCACGAGCGGCUCGUUCCUUCCCACGGCCGCGGGACAAUAUGGCGCCGCAGAAAGACAAGAAGCCUAAGAAGUCGACCUGGAGGUUCCAUUUGGACCUCACUCAUCCGGUGGAAGAUGGAAUUUUUGAUUCUGGAAACUUCGAACAGUUUCUCCGGGAGAAGGUUAAAGUCAAUGGGAAAACUGGAAAUCUUGGAAAUGUUGUUCACAUUGAACGCUUGAAGAAUAAAAUCACAGUUGUUUCUGAGAAACAGUUCUCUAAAAGGUAUUUGAAAUAUCUUACCAAGAAAUACCUUAAGAAGAAUAAUCUCCGUGAUUGGCUUCGUGUGGUUGCAUCUGACAAGGAGACCUACGAACUUCGCUAUUUCCAGAUUAGUCAGGAUGAAGAUGGGUCAGAGUCUGAAGAUUAGUUGGCCUUUGUAUGCUUUAAAGAAAAACUAAAAUUGAACUUGGGCAAAUAAAAACCAUUGCACUCUUAAAAACAAA
Messenger RNA from Myodes glareolus (Bank vole), 549 nucleotides. RefSeq names its product ribosomal protein L22 like 1 (gene Rpl22l1). Gene Ontology annotation, molecular function: structural constituent of ribosome; RNA binding. Gene Ontology annotation, biological process: cytoplasmic translation. NCBI's taxonomy places the organism in Eukaryota, Metazoa, Chordata, Mammalia, Rodentia, Cricetidae. The record is from RefSeq and is a predicted model, not a curated record. Gene Ontology annotation, cellular component: ribosome.